AUGAGCCAAUAUAACACGCCAUCUCGACCUGGCAUCUCCAAGUGGUGGUGCAUCGGCUUCUUCAUCGCCGCCGUCGUAUUUUUCAUCAUCGGCGGCGCCCUCGUCGGCACCUAUUUCUCUUCCGGUUACUCUACCUGCAGCACCUACAGCUCCUUCAGCUCCUACUAUUAUGACUACUCCUGCUUCGAUGGAAACGAUGGCGAGUUCUACGGCGGCAUCGCCAUGAUUGUCAUCGGCGGCGUCUGCAAGCUCGUCGCCUGGAUCCUCCUGAUCGUCUUCUGCGUCCAGCGCCGCCGCUUCAACCAAACCAACAUCACCUACGUCAAUGCGCCUAUGGCCGCGCCCCAGCCCGUAGCCCAGCAGGGCUACGUCGCCCCUCAACCAACCUAUCCUCCCGUUGACCCGACAGCCCAGUUCCCGCGCUCCCCGGCCAGCCCGGCCCCCUACCCGGCCAGCGUGAGCACGCCUCCCCCCAAGGAGGCCACUGCCACGGCAUUCCGCUACUGCGGCCAGUGCGGGACGGCCAUGUCGUCUCGUUUCUGCCCGCAGUGCGGCUUCGGACAGUAA
Penicillium macrosclerotiorum is the source of this 567-nucleotide messenger RNA. RefSeq lists its product as uncharacterized. NCBI's taxonomy places the organism in Eukaryota, Fungi, Ascomycota, Eurotiomycetes, Eurotiales, Aspergillaceae. The coding region runs from base 1 to 567 and encodes 188 amino acids. The record is from RefSeq and is a predicted model, not a curated record. The transcript has a single exon.